Messenger RNA from Musa acuminata AAA Group (dessert banana), 1727 nucleotides. RefSeq lists its product as uncharacterized. The record is from RefSeq and is a predicted model, not a curated record. Gene Ontology annotation, biological process: meiotic sister chromatid segregation; maintenance of meiotic sister chromatid cohesion. Gene Ontology annotation, cellular component: chromosome, centromeric region. The coding region runs from base 1 to 1218 and encodes 405 amino acids. The transcript has 12 exons. Lineage: Eukaryota; Viridiplantae; Streptophyta; Magnoliopsida; Zingiberales; Musaceae.
AUGUCGAUCAAGGUAGGAACCACCAAGUGUGAGGAGGUUGAAGCAAAUGCAACUCAACUUGCUAAUGACAAGAAAAUCUGCAAUCCCAAUAAGAAGCGCAAGUUAAAACCACAGUCUUUAGGCCCUAUCGCUUUGGUUCAUCAAGUGGCAUCAGAGGGAAAGGUUGAUGGUAGAAGAAGGAGGUCCUUACGAACAAAAUCCAGUGGCUUGAAGUCUGAAUCAUGUGAAUUUGUGAAUGACUUGCUCAAAAGAGAUGAUGGCGGAUCUCCAGUGACCCAUCAAGUGGGCCUAGAGGAAAAGGUCGUGGGAAGAAGAACUUCCUUCCGAACAAGAUCCUGUAGUUUGAAAUCUGAAUCACAUGAAUCUAUGGAGUUGCACAAGAUUGAUGAUGCCAUACUUCCAGUGACUUGUCAGGUGCCAUCAGAGGAAAAGAUUGAUGGAAGAAGAAAAUCCUUGCGGAGGAGAUCCGGUUAUUUAAAGUCUGAAUCAUGUGAGCCUACUGAGAACUCAGUCAAGAUGGAGGAUGCCAAGUUUUUAGUUUAUACGAUCAAGAAUGAACGAGAGAAAGAAAAAUUGAUCAAAGAUCUCCUUAACAAAAUUGGCUCAGAGGUAGGAACCACCAAGUGUGAGGAGGUUGAAGCAAAUGCAACUCAACUUGCUAAUGACAAGAAAAUCUGCAAUCCCAAUAAGAAGCGCAAGUUAAAACCACAGUCUUUAGGCCCUAUCGCUUUGGUUCAUCAAGUGGCAUCAGAGGGAAAGGUUGAUGGUAGAAGAAGGAGGUCCUUACGAACAAAAUCCAGUGGCUUGAAGUCUGAAUCAUGUGAAUUUGUGAAUGACUUGCUCAAAAGAGAUGAUGGCGGAUCUCCAGUGACCCAUCAAGUGGGCCUAGAGGAAAAGGUCGUGGGAAGAAGAACUUCCUUCCGAACAAGAUCCUGUAGUUUGAAAUCUGAAUCACAUGAAUCUAUGGAGUUGCACAAGAUUGAUGAUGCCAUACUUCCAGUGACUUGUCAGGUGCCAUCAGAGGAAAAGAUUGAUGGAAGAAGCAGAAAAUCCUUGCGGAGGAGAUCCGGUUAUUUAAAGUCUGAAUCAUGUGAGCCUACUGAGAACUCAGUCAAGAUGGAGGAUGCCAAGUUUUUAGUUUAUACGAUCAAGAAUGAACGAGUAAGCUAUUGCUCAUGGAGAUUGUUCUACUUCCUCCAUAUCAAAUAUUUCUGUUGAACGAGUAAAGAAUGAGAAGCAUAAUUCAAUCGAGUCUUCAGAACUCGGGAAUCGGGAGUGCCAAAGAAGAUCCUCUGUUGGAAGGCCAUUGCGGAAGGCGGCUGAGAAGGUCGGUUCUUGCAAAGAAAUGAAUCUGAAUGUAAAAAUGUGAAGAUCAUAGUACGAUUCUGGGCUAUCUGCUUACAUCACUAAAAUUUCAGAUGGUGCUAGCUGAGAGCUGCUGAUAUUCUUGGAUCCACUUAAUAUAUCUGCUAGAUGAGAGCUGGACAUGCCAAUGUUUUCUAUGUUCUUGAUAUUUGUGAUGACAUGGUGAAAUGUAUUACUGUAUUGUAAGAUUAAUUAGUAGGAACUCAUAGCUUAGUUUUGCAGCUUCUUUCCUUCCUUUUAGUUUGCCCUGCACAAAACAGGGAUAUUUUGAGACAAAAUAGUAGUAGCAUUAUAUUUUGUAUGAUUUGCUACGAUUGAAAUUUAUACUUGUCUCAAGGAAAAAAUGAUGCUUUGUUUUUUCU